CGUAAUCAGGAUAUUGGAUAUAUUGGAUGUUCAUCACCAUGGUGAUUCGCACUUUUUCGAACGUGGAUGUUACGGUUUCUUAUAAGUUAUUUUGUCUUCAUAUUUUAAUGCCAAAGAAUGCAGAAGUUCAUAUAUGGCACGGAAAAUACCCAGUGGCAGGUAUAUACAUGAACAGAGAUCUCCGCCUAAGGGGUUUGCAGGAACAGUUAUCAAAAGUAGGACACACCGCCUACUUACACGAACUAGAGGAUUUCAAUGAAAUAUUAGAAAUUGAAGUCAAUGAUGAAAUUGUUUAUCGCUGCAAGGUCUUGGAUUUUCAGUUUGGGAGCGAUGGUGAAUUGGAUCCACUAUGUAAAGCAGUCGUUGAUUGUGUGAAUAAAGCUUAUUAAUGUCUUAUCUGAAGUUGUUUAGGUUACUUAGCUAAUUUAUGUUGACUACCUAUUAAGGUAGUGCAUAUGUACAAGUUUCCACACUUGUAGUCCAGGCUACAAGACCACUGAG
Messenger RNA from Trichobilharzia regenti, 501 nucleotides. The record is from the annotation of a GenBank genome assembly. Lineage: Eukaryota; Metazoa; Platyhelminthes; Trematoda; Strigeidida; Schistosomatidae.